Molecule: messenger RNA, 872 nt
Organism: Daktulosphaira vitifoliae (grape phylloxera)
Lineage: Eukaryota; Metazoa; Arthropoda; Insecta; Hemiptera; Phylloxeridae
Product: tRNA-uridine aminocarboxypropyltransferase 1
Exons: 5
Coding region: 114-857 (247 amino acids)
Biological process (GO): tRNA modification
Cellular component (GO): nucleus
Molecular function (GO): tRNA-uridine aminocarboxypropyltransferase activity
Source: RefSeq, a predicted model, not a curated record
UACUAGUUUUGAUAAUGAUUCUCAACACGAGCUAAAAUUCGUCUGUGAAAGUUAAUAUAAUUAUAGAAAAUCAUAUACCCUUUAUCUGAUCUAGGUAAUAUUUUUCAUAAGCUAUGAAUCCGUUUGAAAAUUUAAAAAUAUCAAAUCAAUGGAGAGAUCUAUUUCAUAUUGAUAACCGUCAACCUUGUACAAAUUGCUCAAAAUCUAGAAAAUAUUUUUGUUAUACUUGCUACACUAUAAAUUCAGAUUUAGAAAAUAUAAUUCCAAGGCUCAAGCUACCAUUGAAAAUUGAUAUUAUAAAACACAGCCGAGAAAUACCAGGUAAAAGUACAGCAAUUCAUGCAGCAUUAUUGGCUCCAGAAGAUGUAGCCAUUUAUAUUUAUCCAGAUAUGCCCACUUAUACAAAAAAUGAUAAAGUAAUCCUGGUUUACCCUGGAAAAUCUUCUAUUAGUCUUCAAGAAUUCUACAAUAAAGCCAAAAAACAAAAAAAACUGAAUAAUGAUGAUUUUGAUGAUAGUUUUUCUGAGAUUAUUACUCAUGCUCUGUUUAUUGAUAGCACUUGGAGUCAAAGUAAAGGAAUUUUAAAAGAUCCUAAACUAUCAGGUUUACCAUGUAUAAAAUUACAAAUAAGAUUGUCUCAAUUUUGGAGACAUCAAAAAGGAAGUCCUAGAUGGUUUUUAGCUACUAUUGAAGCUAUUCAUCAACUAUUAAUUGAAUACACUUUAGUCGAAAAUCAAACACAUUUAUUAAAUAAUUAUGAUAAUAUAUUAUUUUUUUUUCGAUUUAUGUAUGAAAAAAUUCAUCAGUUAUAUGAACAUGAAAAACUUAUGUCAUACAGACGACCUGUAAAUAUAUAGUAAAAUAUAUUUAUU